CUGCAGGGAAUCAAGGCUGGGAGGAGAGGGCUGUCAACAACCGCGACAAAUCGUCAAGACUACUUCAUUUGACCUGAUUCCACUUUCCUUAACCUGUUCCUCUUCUUGGUUCGUGCGAUGGUUGACUUUAUUUUCUAGUUUUGAUGGCAAGAGAGUGGAAGCGACCUGCAUUGUCUCUCUGCGUAGAUCUGCCUCACUCUCCAUUCUGCCAAAACAGUGCGAUUUUUGUUUGAAGCAUUGUUUAGGUAGUGUAUCGGUAACGGUUUGAUCAUUUAGCUGGUUAUCUAUAUAGUUAGUCGCUCAUAAUAGCUGCAGUUAUUAGAUUUUAAUUUUGUAGUUUAUCUUUUGCCGUCAUGCUUUAUUGUAACGCGGUUAUAGCAGGCUAAAGAAACAUGAAGUUUCUUAGGUGAAAUCCUUGCUGUGGCAUGCUCUGAUGCGCAAUAGACCUCCAUUAGCAAUUGGCUAGUCUCUUUUACCAAUACGUAUCCCCAUCAAACCAAGAUAAACAAUUUUGUGGACGGAAGUCUAAGUGCACGAUGAGGUCCCUCCAGGACUUUUUGAAUUGCACUUAAAAAGGAGAGCGAAGGCGAGACAGAGAGAGGGGCUUCAGGAAGCGACGCCUGCCAACCCUUAAAAACACCAAACAUACUCGCCUCAUCUUAGCCUUUGAAAAGAAGAAAACUCUUGAUUAGGUUGCUAGAAUAUUUUUGAUAUAGACGUUCUGAUUUCUCAGUAAACUAAAGGAAGAUGAAGAAGUUUCGGAAGGUACUGGAUGGCCUGUCCUCCUCUCAGGGGGCUGUCGCGUCCCCGUCAUGCAGCAGUGCAGCUGGUACACCGCCCACUCCCCAGGAUAUCCAUGUCCAUGAGACGCUAGUCUCGGAGAACUUUCACAUAUGCAAGACGGUACGCCAUGGCUUCCCCUACAAGCCCACCUGCCUGGCAUUCGACCCAGUCCAGAAGAUCCUGGCCAUUGGCUCCAGAACAGGAGGCAUACGGAUACUGGGCCGGCCUGGUGUGGACUGCUACAGCCAGCAUGAGAGUGGAGCCGCUGUUCUCCAGCUACAGUUCCUCAUCAAUGAGGGAGCCCUGGUCACAGCAUGUGCAGAUGACACACUGCACCUGUGGAACCUUCGCCAGAGACGCCCAGCCAUCCUGCACUCGCUCAAAUUCAACAGGGAGAGGAUCACGUUUUGCCACCUCCCCUUCCAGAGUAAAUGGCUGUACGUGGGCACAGAGCGUGGCAACACACACAUCGUCAACGUCGAAUCCUUCGUUCUGUCUGGAUACGUCAUCAUGUGGAACAAGGCCAUAGAAUUAGCAACUAAAGCCCAUCCAGGGCCCGUAGUCCAUCUGAGUGACAGCCCGAAGGAUGAAUGCAAGUUGCUGAUAGGGUUUGAAAGUGGAACAGUAGUGCAGUGGGACCUCCGAGCCAAGAAAGUUGACUUCAGAAUCUACUACGAUGAAGCUAUCCAUUCUGUGAGCUGGCACCAUGAAGGGAAGCAGUUCAUGUGUAGCCACUCAGACGGCAGCCUGACUAUGUGGAACCUGAGGAACACAGCCAGGCCUAUUCAGAUCACAUAUCCUCAUGGGAAGAUACUGAAGGAAGGGAGGAAGGAGUCGUGUAAGCCCAUCCUCAAGGUGGAAUACAAGACCUCCAGAAACAGCAGUGAGCCCUACAUCAUCUUUUCUGGGGGUCUGUCGUACGACAAGGUUGGGGGGCGGAGACCCACCCUGACCAUCAUGCAUGGCAAGGCCGUCACGGUGCUGGAGAUGGACCACCCUAUCGUAGAGUUCAUGGUGCUCUGUGACACCCCAUACUCCAACGAGAUCCAGGAUCCCUAUGCAGUGGUGCUGCUUUUAGAAAAGGACUUCAUCAUGGUUGAUCUGACACAGAGCAAUUUCCCCAUCUUUGAGAACCCAUACCCCAUGGACAUCCACGAGUCUCCUGUCACCUGUACGGCCUACUUCGCCGAGUGUCCCCCGGACAUCAUCCCAGUCCUCUACUCCGUAGGAGCCAAGCAGAAGAAGACCGGCUACAGCCACAAGGAGUGGCCAGUGAGUGGCGGUACGUGGACGUUAGGCUCACAGACCUACCCAGAGGUCAUCGUCACAGGACACGCAGACGGAACCGUAAAGUUUUGGGACGCUUCUGCAAUUACGCUCCAGAUGCUGUACAAGUUGAAGACGUCUAAGGUGUUUGAGAACCCCAAUGCGGGUGAAGGCCGGGCGGUCGAGCUGGUAGAGGAGGACCCUUACGCCAUUCAGAUGGUCAGCUGGUGCCCACAGAGCCGUCUCUUCUGUGUGGUGGGCAUCUCUGCCCACGUCAUCCUCUACCGCUUCAGCAAACACGAAGCCAACACAGAGAUAGUGUCACUAGAAGUGCGUCUGCAGUUUGAUUCCGAGGACGUCAUCUCCCCAUCAGAGACGGAGAACAACCCGUGUUGCUCGGACCCCAGUUCCCACUCCCCCCAGAUGCCCGGUAGCCCCGGCAAUGACUCACAAGACAGCCUCCACUACCUCAAGGUGAAGAAUCGUCCAGUGCGGAUGCCCCCGGGGUACCAGGCUGAGUUGGUGGUGCAGCUGCAGUGGGUGGAUAGAGAGCCCCCCCAGCAGAUCACCAGCCUGGACAUCAACUCUGCCUAUGGCCUUCUAGCAUUUGGGAGCUGCAAUGGUCUAGUGAUGGUGGACUACAUUCAGAAGACCAUCCUGAUGUGUGUGAGCACGUUGGACCUGUACGGAGCCGCUGACCCCUACCAACGUCUCACACGCUCCCCACGCAAGAACAGACAGUCCACCUCAGGUCUAACGGAACUGUCCGACAACCAGGUGUCCAUGGACAUGGAGAGAAGCAAGUCGCCCACCUCAGAUCAUGUCAAUGGACAUUGCACUAGCCCCACCUCCCAGCCAUGCUCCGUGGGGAAGUCUCGCAUUCCAGGGGCUCCUGAGGGCUCGCGGCUCACCCGGAGAGGGCCCGGCCGACCACCCUUCCGCAAGGCCCAGUCUGCCGCUUGCAUGGAGAUCUCUUUGCCUGUUUCCUCCCUCACGGAAGAAAGCAGAGAGAAUUCGUUCAGCCGCUCGCGGAGCUCCAGUGUGUCCAGUAUCGACCGCGACACCAAGGAAGCGGUGACCACGCUGCAGUUUGGAGAGUCCUACGGUCGUAAAGCUGACUCCCUGCCCACCGCCUGCCUGUGGGUGGGCACCAGCCUGGGUGUGGUCCUCCUACUGCCCAUAUCCAUCCCCACAGAGAAGGAGAGGCUGGAGGAGCCUGUCACCAUGGGGCCCAGCGGUACCAUCCUGAUGCUGAAGGGCUCAGUGCUAUGCUUUUCCUUCCUGGACUGUGGGGGCACUCUUAUCCAGAGUCCCUACGAGGUAUGGCAGGAACCCAACGUCCCCGAGGACCCCGACGAGCCCCGCAGGCGCAAGCUGGUCAACUUAUCCCCACUGUCUUCCCAGGAGGCAUGUGGGGACGGUCACCUGGCCGUGGUGUGUUCUGAGAAACAGGCCAAGGUCAUCCUCAUGCCUACCCAGGCUGUCCUGUUCACACACAACGUCACAGAGUCUUCCUUCCUCCUGCGGGCUGACGUUGUCUCCGUCUGCAACAGCGUCUGCCUGGCCUGCUUCUGCGCCAACGGACACGUCAUGACCCUCAGUUUGCCCAGUCUUAGACUCCUAAUGGAUACUAACUACCUUCCCCUGACGGACGUGCGUAUCGCCCGCACCUUCGUCUUCACCAACGGCGGUCAGGCUCUGUACCUGACCUCUCCUACAGAGAUACAGCGCAUCGCAUACAGCCAAGAGAUGACGGACAACCUGCAGGACAUGCUGGGUGAGCUCUUCACUCCUAUAGAAACGCCAGAGGCCCAGAACAAAGGAUUCCUCAAGGGCUUCUUCGGGGGCAAUACCCAGACCUUCGACAGAGAAGAGCUGUUUGGGGAGGCAGCAGCAGGUAAGGCCUCUCGGAGCCUGGCCCAGCACAUCCCUGGUCCAAUGGGAUUGGAGAACGUGAGGGCUGCAGCCGGCGGGGUGGUGGGGGACCUGGCCCGAGCCCGCAUCGCCCUGGAGCAGAGAGGAGAGAGACUGGGAGAGCUGGAGGAACGCACCACCCUCAUGUUAAAAAGCGCAGAGACCUUCUCAACACACGCCCACCAGGUAAUGCUGAAACACAAGGACAAGAAAUGGUAUCAACUUUAAAGUAGGACAGCGGGCCACGACUGCUGAUGCUUUGCUGGGACAUGGACCAUCACUCUACAGAUGAGAGAAAGAGAAAGAGAAAUAGAAAGAGAGCGAGAGAGAGAGAAAUUACUUUGUGUUUAUGGGCCUCUCUGCAGGAUGUCUGUACAUCAUUGUCACAAGACUUGGACAGAGGGCGGUCACUGAGAUGGACACAGACCAGGAAGUACGUUGGUAAGACAGGGGAACCCAGGAAGUGGAUGAUGACAGUCCAUCAGUGUGUGGGGGUGGGUUACCCAGAUCUUGCUGUGUAGAUACUCUAACGUUAUGAAACCAACGAGACUGCAUUAAACAAAAUGGAUGACUACUGAUAACAUACAACUGCCAUAUCAAAAAGCAGCAUGCUACUUUAAGAAAUACUAAAUAUAAUGUGUAUUUAAUAAUAUAAGCCAACAAAAGAAAGUGUGAUUUUUUUUUUAAAUAUUUUUUGAAAUAUGAAAAUAUAUAUAUAUAUAAAAAUGAAAAUGUAUGCCUGCAUUGCUAUAAAGCCAAACGUUUUUUUGUUGCCUUCUUUAUAACUCUCAUGAGGUUUUUUUAACACAUAUAAUUUCUGUAUCAACACUUUAUUUUCCCAAUAUUAUACUCAUGAUGAUAUUCAUAUUCCAUCAAAUCUCUUGGGUCUAAACAGUGCAACAAAACAAAAACACAAGUCUUUCAAAACGUAUUACACAUUCUGAACGACUACACUUCACCAACACUCAUUUCAUUCUGUUGUGUGCUGCUACUUACAGUACUUUACCUGUUAGCUAAAACAUUUCAGCCACAUGAUGGAAAUGUAUGAACACAGAGAACAGAUGUGUAAUGUGUGAAUGGUAAUAAGUUGUGUUGGCUGAGGGGCCGUGGUGAAAGUAGCCUGUGUUGGCUGAGGGGCCGUGGUGAAAGUAGCCUGUGUUGGCUGAGGGGCCGUGGUGAAAGUAGCCUGUGUUGGCUGAGGGGCCGUGGUGAAAGUAGCCUGUGUUGGCUGAGGGGCCGUGGUGAAAGUAGCCUGUGUUGGCUGAGGGGCCGUGGUGAAAGUAGCCUGUUAUUGAGUGUGUUUAUAUUUAUAAAAAAUGAUUAUUCACGUGCCAUAUAAUCAAUACUGGCCAAGCCCUUUACUUUAAACUAGCAAAGAGUUAGUCUAUGUGGUAAUAUUGAUGUUUGCUGUAGAUGAGAUUGGGGGAGACUAACCUUUCAGUAUGGUCAUUGAUUGGUCGUCUUUCGUUGUCAACUGAGUUUCUGGUUCUUUUGACAGAAUUCUGAUAUUCUUCUUUUUUUUUCCUGUUUUGUUUCGUUGGUGUUUUGUAUAGUUCUUCACUGGGAAUCUUCUGCCUGUCUUUGUCAUAUCGUGUAUGAGUUGGUUAAGUCAGUGUGUGACUCACACACGCCCAUGUAAAGACAAAAAAAAAACUCUUACACUUUCUUCUGCCGAAAAGCAAUUCAACAUGAAUGAAGCCCACGGACGGAGGAGUGUAUCAUAAACAUGUUAUUGUGGAUGGCUGGGAGUGUAUCAUAAACAUGUUAUUGUGGAUGGCUGGGAGUGUAUCAUAAACAUGUUAUUGUGGAUGGCUGGGAGUGUAUCAUAAACAUGUUAUUGUGGAUGGCUGGGAGUGUAUCAUAAACAUGUUAUUCUGGAUGGCUGGGAGUGUAUCAUAAACAUGUUAUUGUGGAUGGCUGGUAGUGUCUCCGGACUGGUACUCUCUUAUUAAAUAAGAGUAGGCCUAGCUAGAAGACUUGAGUUAUAGUGUGGUCCAUUUAAACACUACUACCAACCCAGAACAGAGGUAUCCUUCGUUCGGUGCGUUUGCCUGCUGGAUACAAUCUAGUAGUAGCCUACCGUCGUCAGCCUUGCAGUGUCAGUCGUCAUUGGCACCGAUAGUAUACAGGCCUUCUAUGUCACAUAUAAUGAAUUCAGACUGGUAUGAAUUUUAAGCAAAUAUGAUUUGUUUUACUUGUCUGUUUUUCUUGAUGACCUUAAAUGUAACCCAUGUUACCCUUUUAGUGGAUAGUGGUAGCGUCUUCUCUCCUGAAGAUUGUUCUAUGAUAUUGUGUUACUGUUGUUGUUAUUGUUGUUGUUAUUGUACAAGUCAAUAAAUGUACACGUAACACUGACAAAUCCUCACUGGUCAAAAAGUGACAUGACUACACCAUUGUUUUUUUUCUCUACAGUUUCUAAAUGUUAUGUUAGUAUUUUCAAAUAAUACACAAGUCAAAAUGAUUGUUAUGACCACAAAAAUCACUCACCCUCCCUCACCGAUGCUCAAAUGUCCACCUAUGUCCACCCUGCCUUGAACCACAGAAGGAUUGUUACCAUAACCAUACAGUCACCAUUCUCCCACACAGAAUAUGUUACACAACAACAAUAUAGCUCACACACACACACACACACACACACACACACACACACAGGUUAAAACGUGUACCAUCGCUAUUAAUUUGACUCUGCUUCUUCUCAGGCUAGUGAGACAUUCCUGAAGGAAAGACAACCUACUGUGCUGAGAGCAAGUCAGUCCCAGAGCUCAUAUCAUACAGCGUUGGAUUCUAAAGCCUGCUACUACAGUAUUUGGUGGCUUUACAGGCUAAUGUGAAGGACAUUGUCCAUAACUGAGUGUGGUGGUCAUAGAAAUAUAGUCUAUAGAUUAUAUCUCAGUAUUUACUUUACUGUCCAUUAGAUUUGUGUUUGAGUUAGUAACAGUGCAGUUAACUUCAAUGGCUGAGAAAAAUAAAAAAUAUUCUACCGACUGACAAACAGGGUGUUUUUAGUAUGUUUUGGGAUUUUCUAUCAACUGUACAACAACUCUAGCUUAGGAUAUUGUUUUUCUGUAGAUGUUGUUACCUACCUGUUUAAUGAAUCAUGCUACUGAACCUGAUUUAUUAUGGUUCUGUCCAAUGUCACUGGAACCCCUGGUCCAAACAAACUGUUGUUUCCAGACCAAGACAACCGUUUGGUUCUUUUCUCAACAAUGGCAGCAAAAGUUUGUCUUGUUUAAGUGGAUUCUACCACCUGUUGAUCUUGUUGAUAUUAUAGUAGGAUAUUAGAGAUUACAGAGAAAAAAAAUAACUGAAAAUGUUUUUUGUUGUUGAUGCAAAUGGAACAUUGAAAUAAACAUUGAUUGAUGUACACA
Molecule: messenger RNA, 7331 nt
Organism: Salmo salar (Atlantic salmon)
Lineage: Eukaryota; Metazoa; Chordata; Actinopteri; Salmoniformes; Salmonidae
Source: RefSeq, a predicted model, not a curated record